AUGGCCAACAUUACAGGGCCCUCAUCACAAUUACCAAUUGGUGUCCUAACAUCUCUCCUAGCUUUCAACAUUAUCCUCUCCUUUACCGCAUCUCUAGGUAAUGUUCUGAUCCUGCUGACACUCUAUAAAGUUUCCUCUCUGCAUCCUGUGACAAAGCUCCUGUUUGCAUGUCUGGCAACUACCGACCUUUGUGUGGGUCUUUUUUCGCAGCCACUGUUCGUAGCUGAUAUAAUACUUAACAUUGAUCUCGGCAACACCGACUUGGAUAUUUUGUACUACGUGGACGAAGUUGUUUAUAUCUCCAGUUAUGUGUUGUGUGGAGUGUCCGUGUUGAUAUCGACAGCCAUCAGUGUUGACAGACUUCUUGUCCUGUUGUUGAGGCUAAAAUACAGACAGGUUGUGACAUUGAGGCGAGCUCAAGUUGUUAUACUUUUAUGCUGGGUAAUUGCUGUUUCAUGUGGAUUGGUUCGUGUGUGGAGUCAAACAGUUUCAGAGAUUGUUGUUUUUGUGGCCGGUUUGGUAUCUUUAGUUACUUCUGUGCUUUGCUACGUAAAGAUCCACCUAAGACUACAGGGAAAUCAGGCUACAGUAGAGGACAGCUCUGUGGGUGGACAGUCAAACGCAGGAGAAAAAGUGGGUGAAGGAGAGGAAGGGGUAGAAAGAGCUGCAGAGGACGGAGUAGGAGAAACAACAGGAGCAGGUAGAGAUACAGAAGAAGAAACAGGCGCAGGAGUAGAAGGCACAGGAAGAGCGACAGAUGAAAGAAGUGUAAGAGCAGAGACAGCAAAAGUAUCACAAAAGCGAAGAAUUCAAGAAAGAGUUCGAUUGAAUAUCACACAAUAUAAGAAAGUAGUUUCCAGUAUAUUCUGGUUGCAGUUGACUUUAGUGGCAUGCUAUGCCCCUUUCAUAAUCGUGUCACUAUUGAGACAUACAGUGCUCAGUGGAACAACAAUUCAUGGUGUUUGGCUGUUUACAGCAACUUUAGUUUACUCAAAUUCAUCUCUGAAUCCCUUUCUUUACUGCUGGAAGAUCAGAGAAGUUAGGAUAGCAGUAAAGAAUACAGCCAAGACGUUUUGCUGUCGUUUGUAGUUCACAAAGGUUGCCUGUAUUCAUGCGAAAAGACUUCCGUGUCCUUAAAACACCAGAAUCUCACACAAACCGUACCGUUGAUACUUAAAUAACAGUUCAGUAGAACCUAGUUAAACAGCCUAUGCUGCCUCGAGUCUUCUAUAUCUCAGUGGUAGAGCACCCGAAGUUUACUAAUCGGUAGAUCGUAGGUUCAUCAUCUCUCACUUAACUAACAGACUUCAAAGAUAACCAUCGUCUACAAUUCAAUAUCAUAGCAGACUGGGGAAUAAUCGAAUACUGACAAGCUAUAAUUUCCCUCGCAGAGUCGAAAACUUAAUUACCAUGUAAAUAGGAGUUAUGUAGAAUUUUUAUCCUUUACCAGGAGGAAGAAGAACUAACAUCCAUUAGUAUUUAUCGUUUAAAAUAACAUACUUAAAGUAAUUGAUUAAGAUUUUUUCCGCUUUCUACUUGGAACCAGUAAUCUAAUAUGUAUUUAACGAUUGCAAGUAAAUAAAAAAAAAACAUUUCCGUUAGGUUAGAUCAUGAUUUAGUUCGAUAUGUCGUGUCUUUGCUUAAGUUACUCUAAAAACGGGAGAAUGGACUGAUUAAAUCGUGUUCAGUGAAGUUAAAAACAAUAUUUUCUUUUGAAACCUUUUGACAGUUACAAUUAGAAACAUCCGAGUACGCGUGCCCCUCAGUCCGUACGCAGGCGGCGUUUUCAAUCGAGGAAGAGUGUUAUGUCAUCGGGUCGAUGCUAUCUUCUCCAUCCAUACAUUUAAAGCAUGCAAUUACUUUUUUUCAGCUGCGUACCUCGAAUAUUUUCAAGAAUUUAUUUCAUUGACCAGUUUAGAAUAUCAUGAUGUUACAGAAAGGACUAGCCCCUUUGUCUUGCGAUAACUCUGUCUUGUCCAUACUAGAUUUCAAGGAGCUACAACUACUGUUAUAUGGCAAACGACAAACCUCUCGGAUAGUAGUUGUUUCAGAAUUCCCUUGGCACGUGCCCCAUCUUCACCAGUGGAUCCAGUUUUAUGCUGCAGGUGCAUAACAGUAGUGACAUAGUGCUUCUCCAAGGUAGUAAUAGCGCGGUAGCUGCUUGCCAGCCACCUCGUCUUCUGCAGACCGCUGUAAUAGACCGCAUCUUCAUCGAUUAUAUUGGAAAUCUCUCUUCGUCGUUUUGGAGAAUAUAAUAAAACUUGUAUCCCUCUUUCACUGUAUCCUCAAAUGUUGGAAGGUAAGGGCACCUCUUCACAGCAUCAAGUACGGCCAGUUCCAGUUUGUGAGCUAUACAGUAAAUGAUGCAUAGUGGGUGACCAACUUUAUCCUCCUCUGGACACAAACUCUUUACAUUUCAUUCUAUUGCGAUAAUUAUUUCCUAUAUUUAGACCAUUCUUCUCUUGUAGAUCACACAAACCCGUGAAAUUUUUGAAUGCGAGAACUUCCUUUGCCACAUAAUGAGCAGUAUUGAACAAUCUUUCCAUUCUUGAUUUGGUUUCUUCAUCCGGUUUUGCAGAUAUUGUCUUCAUCAUUGUUGCAAGGGGUUUGUCUGCAUUUUCUUUGUCGACUUUCCAUUUGUUCAAGCACUUUCCGUGGUCGCUAGAUAUGUUAUGGUACUGGAGACUUUGUACCCGAUAUUUUCCAAAACCACCAGCACCUUCGUAAAGGGGACUUGAUUUAUCACAAAUGUUUGGAUAAGCACGGCAUUCCUAGAUGAAAAUGUCAAUUGUCAACAGCUAUAACAACAAACUGGCUCAGACAAAUCCUCGUAACAUGUUACACUCAAUUGUGAACACAAUUAUAGCUCAGUUUGAAAGGUUAUAUAUGACGCCUGAUGGUAAGUUCCAUAAUUCAUAAACAACUUUGUAUUAAGGGGCUAACCAGAGGUCUCGUAAGGGAGAGGUUAGCGGUAUGCUUGGGUUGUGGCUUUCUGCGAAAGAGAGUUUCUGUCAUUAGCCAUAGUCUACGGUAUUGUACGACAUUGUAUUGUAGUCUACACUUUGUGAUGGUGCCUUUGAUUUUUAAAAAUUGUGCAAGCUUAACCUAAACACAAAGACUGACUGAGAUCAAAAUCUUUUAUUGCACUUCACAUACCUUACAAAACAUCACAUCGUUGAUGGAAUCAUGCUCAGCCCGAUGAUACACUUGUUUUUUUAGUGGGACUGAAAGACGCGCUGCCUCUUUAUUACGUACUUCUCUGUCGUUGUUUUGUCAUUCCUUUCUUUUCCUUCUGGUGAAGCUUUUAACUGCGCCCUCUCGCCUCAGUAUUUCUUAGCAGCUGACAGGGGAGAUAUUUAUAUUAUUAAAGGGAAUAAAAUUUGAUAUCUUUCAUCAGUUUGCUUCUCAUUCAAAAGUAGUGCAUUUAGAUGAUCAUUUUUCUGAAGAAGGUUUGUUUGGGAGUCGGUUUUUUCAAGUCAAGUGUAAAGGUCACGGGAAAGUGCAGAGUCACGGAUCAGUGAACAAAUAAUGAGAACAAAAUUUAUUCAAAUUUGUGGUUCAUCUUGUUACAAGUAACCAAAGGUUUUCGGUUUCAAAAGAACAAAAUGUUCGUUUUAUUUCUGGCAACUUUUCAUCUGAAAGAUUUUCGUGAAAAGUGAAAACAAUGCGAUGUGGUCUUUAUAUUUUAAUCAACAAAUACUUACGAUAUUUACCAUAUUGAAAUAGACUUGACCGAUAUUUGCUGGAACCAUAAUAAAUUUCUCACUGGCGUACAAGAUCAAAACCUUUUGUUUAUGUUCCUUACAAAAUGAUUAUGAAGCAAAAUUUAGACAAAUAGCUUUCUCUGAAUAAGUAAGAAUUAGUCAUAGGCAGCAUUUACAUCCAAAGUUUUUAUGAAUAUGUGUUUUUACUUCAUGCACGGGAUUUCAACAUGUCUCGUCUGACAUGCAUUGCGAUACUUCGUCUUAUUUUUGCAGAUUUCACUUCGUCAGAGCGACUUUCGGUCCGCAUGAACUUAUUAGGAAUUUAAAACAUUUGUCUUAUAGUACCUCUGUACUUUUAAUACCCCGAAAAAUCUUCACUUUCCCUGCGGGCAAGUUAAGCACAGAAUUCACCAGCCCGAUCGCAGAAUCCACUAACCCCAGGGCUAUCGGACACGACUUUCUUUGAACGCUGCAGACUCCUAUUUACAUCGUAAUUAAGUUUUCGACUCUGCGAGGGAAAUUAUAGCUUGUCAGUGUUCAAUUAUUCCCCAGUCUGCUAGGGUUCGUCAACGGUUUUGUAUUUCUGAUAAAAAGCGGGAGAGUUGAGAACAGGCCUGAAAAUCUGCAUAACAAAUCAUAUUAAAUCAAUAUGACACCUGCUCAUUGAACAUUAAUAAAACGCCAAGAACACAGUUAAAAAGCGGAAGAGUUGAAAACAGGUCUGAUUGACGCUGUAACAGUUGUAAACUGAAACAUCAGUCGAUGGGAGGAGCCUUUUUAUCCAAUAGCAACUGCUAAUUUGGCAACACUGCAACAGGACGCUGAAACCGAAAAGUUAUCGUCCGUGAAAGGUUCAUUUACUGAAAAAAGGCGGAAGGAUAGAGCCAGACGUCUGAACGUAAACACCAAUGGCCAACAUUACAGGCACGUCAUCACAAUUACCAAUUGGCGUCCUAACAUCUCUCCUAGCCUUCAACAUUAUCCUCUCCUUCACUGCAUCUCUGGGUAAUGUUCUGAUCCUGUUGACAAUUUAUAAAGUUUCCUCUCUGCAUCCUGUGACAAAGCUCCUGUUUGCAUGCCUGGCCACAACCGACCUUUGCGUGGGUCUCUUUACACAGCCUUUGUUCGUAGCAAACAUAAUACUUAACAUUGAUCUUGCCAACACCGACCUGGAUAUUUUUUACCACUUGAGCGAGGUUAUUUACAUCUCCAGUUAUCUGUUGUGUGGAGUGUCCGUGUUGAUAUCGGCAGCCAUCAGUGUUGACAGACUUCUUGUCUUGUUGUUGAGGCCGAGAUACAGAGAGGUUGUGACACAGAAGCGAGCUCAAGUUGUUAUACUUUUGUGCUGGAUAAUUGCUAUUUCAUGCGGAUUGGUUCGUGUGUGGAGUCCAACGGUUUCAGAGAUUGUUGUUUUUGUGGCUGGUUUGGUAUCUUUAGUUACUUCCGUGAUUUGCUACGCAAAGAUCCACCAGAGACUACAGAGGAAUCAGGCUACAAGAGAGGACAACUCUGGGUGUGGACAGUCAAGCGAAGGAGAAGAAGUGGAUGGAGGAGAGGAAGAGACAGGAUUAACAACGGGGGAAGGAAGAGCCGCAGGAGAAGAAGCAGAAGCAACGACGAGGGCAGGUAGAGACACAGAAGAAGAAGAAGAAGAAGAAGAAGAAGAAGAAGAAGCAGCGACGGGGGAAGGUAGAGACACAGAAGAAGAAGAAGAAGAAGAAGCAAGCAACGAGGGCAGGUAGAGACACAGACGAAGAAGCAGAAGCAACGACUGGGGCAGGUAGAUACACAGAAGAAGAAGCAGAAGCAACGACUGGGGCAGGUAGAGACACAGAAGAAGAAGCAGAAGCAACGACUGGGGCAGGUAGAGACACAGAAGAAGAAGCAGAAGCAACGACUGGGGCAGGUAGAGACUCAGAAGAAGAAGCAGGCGCAGAAGUAGAAGGCACAGGAAGAGCGACAGAUGAAGGAAGUGAAAGAGGAAGGAAAGCAAAAGUAUCACCAAAGCGAAGAAUUCGAGAAAGAGUUCGACUGAAUAUCGUACAAUAUAAGAAAGUAGUUUCCAGUAUAUUCUGGUUGCAGUUGACUUUAGUAGCAUGCUAUGCCCCUUUCAUAAUUGUGUCAUUAUUGAGACAUACAGUGCUUAGUGGAACAACAAUUCAUGGUCUUUGGCUGUUUACGGCAACUUUAGUUUAUUCAAAUUCAUCUCUGAAUCCCUUUCUUUACUGCUGGAAGAUCAGAGAAGUUAGGAUAGCAGUAAAGAAUACAGCCAAGGCGUUUUGCUGUCGUUUGUAGUUCAAGGUUGCCUGUAUUCAUGCGAAAAGACUUCCGUGUUCUUAAAACACCAGAAUCUCACACAAACCGUUGAUAUUUAAACAACAGUUCAAUAGAACCCAGUUAAACAGUCUAAACUGCCUCGAGUCUUCUACAUCUCAGUGAUAGAGCACCCGAAGUACUAAUCGGCAGAUCGUAGGAUCUUGUACUCCAGUAAGAAAUUUAUUAUGGUUUUAACAAAUAUUGGUCACGUUUGUUUCGAUAUGGUAAAUAACGUAAGUGUUUGUUGAUUAAAAUAUAAAGACCACAUCGUAUUGUUUCACUUUUCACGAAAAUCUUUCAGAUGAAAAGUUGCCAGAAAUAGAACGAGCAUUUUUGUUCUUUUGAAACCGAAAACCUUUGGUUACUUGUAACAAGAUGAAUCACAAAUUUGCAUAACUUUUGUUCUCAUUAUUUGUUCACUGAUCCGUGACUCUGCACUUUCCCGUGACCUUGAAACUUAUCUUGAAAAAACCGACUCCCAAACAAACCUUCUUCAGAAAAAUGAUCUUCUAAAUGCACUAAUUUUGAAUGAGAAGCAAACUGAUGAAAGCUAUCAAAUUUUUCCCCUUUAAUAAUAUAAAUAUCUCCCCUGUCAGCUGCUAAGAAAUACUCCGGCGGGAAAUUUUUUUUGGCUGCAAAUCGAAGAAUGAAGCGCUUUCACUGACAGCUUUUCGCGUUGUCGACUUUGUCGUUUAGUGUGUCCAUUGAAAUCUUUGGUUUCACGGUUUCAAAGCCGUGUUUUUUUCUUAAAAAAUGUGUUUCUAAACUCUUAAAUGUCUAAUCACGUGUUUCGGUGGACUUAGGAAAAAAUUCUACAGGGUGGCAGCGCCAAGAGCAACGCAGCAAAACCAGUUGAAGACAUCAGGAGUGAAUAUUGCGUUGAACUCAAAGCGUUACAGAACCUUGAGUAUUUCAAAUGAAAAUAUUUAUCAAACGACAGCCUUGGAAAAAGCCUGCUACCAACAGACUUGCCAAGCAAUCUUGAAGCUGAAGAAUUACAGUCGAAAAAAGCAACAAGUAAUGGGAACUGUCUGUAUAAUUCUGCUUCGAUUAUUCUAAACGGAAAUGAAGAUCUAUCCCUACUACUAAGGCUUCUAACUGCUGUUGAAUUGUAUAAGAAUGCACCAUUCUAUGCAACACACCCAAACUCACCUGAAGCUGCAAGCGACUGUUGUCUUCCAGAGAUUAGCUUGUUUAUCCAGUUUUUGUCUGAUUGAGGGCUUAAAGUAUUUGAAAGGUGAAGCUAUUGCUGGAUGCCGGGACAAAAAAUUGUCCGAAAUGAUUCACAUGAUAGCUCUUUCAACUGUUAUUGGCAGGCUAAUAUUCUCUCUUUAUCCUGAAUGCAACAAAAAUACUCGUCCUCUUUGUCGCAAAGAUAUUUUGCCACGAGAUUAUGGUACAAAGUAACGAGAUAUUAGUGCCAAUACAGCGAUGAUUCUUUGGUCUAAGGAUAACAACCUAGACAACCGCCCCGGAAGCUGAUAUGUACCAAUACUCAUCCAAGGCGAUCUACCACAACAGCCCUCAGUAACUACAGAAUUAGAGAAAGACCAGCGCGAUAGGGUGCAGAAGAGAAAGCGACGAAAAAUAAGUGAUAUUUUUAUAAAACAUUACUCUCUGCAAUCUGAGGAAGAAAGUACUCCAUCUGUUAAGAAGCAGUGUUUGGAAGAGGAUGAAAGCCAUCCACCAAAACAUGGGAGCAAGAGUUAGAAAACAGUUCAUGAAGAGAAGGCGCAGUUAAAAACUUCACCAGAAGGAAAAGAAAGGAAUGACAAAACAUCGACAGAGAAGUAUGAAAUAAAGAGGCAGUGCGUCUUUCAGUCCCACUAAAAAAUCAAGUGUAUCCUCGGGUUGAGCAUGAUUCCAUCAACGAUGUAAUGUUUUGCAAGGUAUGUGAAGUGCAAUAAAAGAUUUUGAUCUCAGUCAGUCUUUGUGUUUAGGUUAAGCUUGCACAAUUUUUAAAAAUCAAAGGUACCAUCACAAAGUGUAGACUACAAUACAAUACUGUAUAAUACCGUAGACUAUGGCUAAUGACAGAAACUCUCUUUCGCAGAAAGCCACAACCCAAGCAUACCGCUAACCUCUCCCUUACGAGAUCUCUGGUUAACCCCUUAAUACAAAGUUGUUUAUGAAUUAUGGAACUUACCAUCAGGUGUCAUAUAUAACCUUUCAAAUUGAGCUAUAAUUGUGUUUACAAUUGAUUGUAACAUGUUACGAGGAUUUGUCUGAGCCAGUUUGUUGUUAUAGCUGUUGACAAUUGACAUUUUCAUUUAGGUAUGCCGUGCUUAUCCAAACAUUUGUAAUAAAUCGAGUCCCCUUUACGAAGGUGCUGGUGGUUUUGGAAAAUAUCGUGUACAAAGUCUCCAGUCCCAUAACGUAUCUAGCGACCACGGAAAGUGCUUGAACAAAUGGAAAGUCCACAAAGAAAAUGCAGACAAACCCCUUGCAACAAUGAUGAAGACAAUAUCUGCAAAGCUGGAUGAAGAAACCAAAUCAAGAAUGAAAAGAUUUUUCUAUACUGCUCAUUAUGUGGCAAAGGCAGGUCUCGCAUUCAAAAAAUUGACGGGUUUGUGUGAUCUACAAGAGAAGAAUGGUCUAGAUAUAGGAAAUAAUUAUCGCCAUGGAAUGAAAUGUAAAGAGUUUGUGUCCAGAGGAGGAUAAAGUUGGUCACCCACUAUGCAUCAUCUACUGUGUAGCUCACAAACUGGAACUGGCUGUACUUGAUGCUGUGAAGAGGUCCCGUUACCUUCCAACAUUUGAGGAUGCAGUGAAAGAGGGAUACAAGUUUUAUUAUUAUUCUCCAAAACGGCGAAGAUAGGUUAAUUAAUUUGAGUUAACUAGUAAAGAUAUAUCUAAAUCGUUGACUAUUUCAGUGGCUGCAAAAGUUCACACAUGGUCCUUGGAAAGGAAGUUUCAAACUGUUUCUUAAUUCUAAAACUGCCACGAUGUUCUUAAUUUGGUUUUCUAAAAAAAGUUCGCGUCAAGUCUUUAUUGUGGGAAACCAGGGAGGACCUGGAAAUAAAAAGUGAGACAGCCAGGCAACCAAAAAAUUAGCCCUACAUGUUCACUUAUUCCAUUUAUGGAGAAAAGUGUGUUUUCCUGUGGUAAGUCAAAUGGAUUUGCCUCAGUUCCACUGGAAAUACCUUAAAAUUACUCGUUUACCGGUUUUUACCAAAAUUGUCAGAAUUGCUUUGUUGUAAAAUUACCAGCCCCUUACUUAAGUGCUCGGCGUUAGCAAGCCUUAUUGUUUUGAUAGAAAUUUUAAACCUGGGAUUGUCAUGAAAGAAUAUGACCUCAUUGCUAAGGGUACAUGCUUCGCACGCUCCAUGUUGUUGAAGUAUAAGUCAUACAAGACUGUUUAUAAUCGAAUCUUUUGCAGUAUUUUUAAAAAUACAAAUGGAAAAGAUUGCACAUGUUUUGACCGAGGUUAAACCUGUAUCUCCCUACAUCUGAUCGUUAAUUCUCUCCUCUAGCUGCUACACAUUUCCUUAUAAAUUGGUUACGAGAAUUUGGUGUUCGGCCACGAUAAAUUCUACCCGAAUAAGUUUGAGUGUUCACAUUACCUGUUUGUUGGAUAAUGUAUGAAUAUUAUAGGGAGAAGUUAUACGUGAAUCACUUCUGGGGGUUUGAGGGUGUAACCUGAAGGACUUUUGGACUUUCCCCCUUCCGUCUUGAAUGAAAACAGAACAGCUUUAGCGGUCCGUUCAGUUACCGGAACCUUCGAGAAACGGGCUCCAGCGGAACCUUUUUUCGAUCUGAUAAUUCGUGCUUUUAAUUACAUGGGGGGGGGGGGGGCUGGGGGGGGGCUGGAAGAUUUGAGCUAUGUCAAGAUAAAAUUUACCUGGUUCCCCCAUAAGGCUCUCUAAUAUUAAUAUUCUCAUCAUGCCAGCCUUGGAUGUUGCAACAAAAUCUGAAAAUUUGAAAAUUUGAAUAUUUGCGAGCGAAACAAUGGCCGGCAUUUUAAGUAGGUUUUCUUUCGCCACCGCAGCUGAAAAACGGCUCAAACAACGAAAACACUGUAAAAAGCACUGCUUUUUGGUUGUCGGUUUGGAAAAAGUGGUGUUUAGUGGUGUGGUGUUUAGCCCUAUGGGCUCGUGCAAUUUACUCGUGCUUAUUUAUUCCAAAUUGCACUCGAAAUCAUGUGAUUACCUAUACUAAUGUGUUUAUGUCGACAACGCACCUGAACGAUGAUAGCUUUUAUAAAUUUUCUAAGCACCCUAAGGCUACACCAGCAGAGUAUUUUAAGUAUCAAUUUGAGUAAUUGUCUUAUCGUUGAGAGAGAAACAUUGAGAAAUUAGUUUUCAAACCUAGAAAGCUCGAGAUUUGAUUACGUUGACAAAAAUGAAGAACGAGCGAGCAUGGGUAUGAAGGGCAGAGAAACACACGGAUCAGAAAUACAAAACCGUUCACGAAGCCCUUCAAAACACAAGCGAAAAUAAGUAAGAAAAUCUGCAUGAUAAAUCAGAUCAAAUAAAUAUGACACCAGCUCAUUGAACAUUAAUAAAACGAGAAGAACAUAGUUAAAAAGCGGAAGAGUUAAAAACAGGUCUGAUUGACGCUGCAAUAUUUGUCAAGUGAAACAUCAGGGUGGAGCAUUUUUAUCCACUAGCAACUGCUGAUUGGGCAACACUGCGGCAGGACGCCUAUACCAAAUAAUUAUCGUCCGUAAAAGGUUCAUUUGCUGAAAAAAAGAAGGAAAGACAGAGCCAGACGUCUGAACGUAAACACCAAUGGCCGACAUUACAGGCAUAUCAUUACAAUUACCAAUUGGUGUCCUAACAUCUCUCCUCGCUUUCAACAUUAUCCUCUCCUUCAUCGCAUCUCUGGGUAAUGUUCUGAUCCUGUUGACACUUUAUAAAGUUUCCUUUCUACAUCCUGUGACAAAGCUCCUGUUUGCAUGUCUGGCAACUACCGACCUUUGUGUGGGUCUUUUUUCACAGCCUUUGUUCGUAGCUAAUAUGAUACUUAACAUUGAUCUUGCCAACACCGACUUGGGUAUUUUGUCCCAAAUGAACGAAGUUGUUUUUAUCUCCAGUAAUGUGUUGUGUGGAGUGUCUGUGUUGAUAUCGACAGCCAUCAGUGUGGACAGACUUCUUGUCCUGUUGUUGAGGCUAAAAUACAGACAGGUUGUGACUCUGAAGCGAGCUCAAGUUGUUGUACUUUUUUGCUGGGUAAUUGCUGUUUCAUGUGGAUUGGUUUACGUCUGGAGUCAAACGAUUUCACAGAUUUUCGUUUUAAUGAUCGGAUUGGUUUCUUUAGUUACUUCCGUGUUUUGCUACGUAAAGAUCUACCUGAGACUACAGGGGAAUCAGGCUGCAGUAGAAGAGAGCUUUGGGGGUGGACAGUCAAACGAAGAUGAAGAAGUGGGUGGAGGAGAGAAAGGGGCAGGAAGAGCCACAGAGGAAGGAGUAGGAGAAACGACAGGGGCAGGUAGAGACACAGAAGAAGAAGCAGGCGCAGAAGUAGAAGGCACAGGAAGAGCGACGGAUGAAAAAAGUUUAAGAGCAGGGACAGCAAAAGUAUCACCAAAGCGAAGAAUUCAAGAAAGAGUUCGACUGAAUAUCGUACAAUAUAAGAAAGUAGUUUCCAGUAUAUUCUGGUUGCAGUUGACUUUAGUAGCAUGCUAUGCCCCUUUCAUAACUGUGUCAUUAUUGAGACAUACAGUGCUUAGUGGAACAACAAUUCAAGGUCUUUGGCUGUUUACGGCAACUUUAGUCUAUUCAAAUUCAUCUCUGAAUCCCUUUCUUUACUGCUGGAAGAUCAGAGAAGUGAGAAUGGCAGUAAAAAACACAGCCAAGGCGUUUUGCUGUUGUUUGUAGUUGAAGGUUGCCUGUCUUCAUGCGAAAAGACUUCCGUGUUCUUAAAACACCAGAAUCUCACAAAAAACCGUUCAUAUUUAAACAAAAGUUUAGUAGAACCUAGUUAAACCGCCUAUGCUGCCUCGAGUCUCCAAUAUCUCAGUGGUAGAGCACUCUAAGUACUAAUCGGUAGACCGUAGGUUCAUAACAAUCGUCUCCAAUUCAAUAUCAUAGCAGACUGGGAAAUAAUCGAUUACUGACAAGCUAUAAUUGCCCUCGCAAAGUCGAAAACUUAAUUACCAUGUAAAUAGGAGCUAUGUAAAAUUUUUAUCCUCUACCAGGAAGAAGAAAUAACAUCCAUUAGUUUUUAUCGUUUAGAAUAACAUACUUAAAGUAAUUGAUCGAGAUUUUUUCCACUUUCUACCUUGAACCAGUAUUCUAAUAUGUAUUCAAAGAUUGCACACACAUAAACAAAACAUUUCCGUCAGGUAAGAUCAUGUUUUUGUUCGAUAUGCCCUGUCCUCGCUUAUGUUACCCCAAAAACAGGAGAAUAGACUGAAUAAAUCGUGUUCAGUGAAGUUAAAAACAACAUUUUCAUUUGACAACCUUUUCACAGAACCAUUCAAAUGCGCGUGCCCCCAGACCGUACGUAAGCGGCGUUUUCAAUCGAGGAUUAGUGUUCAUUUUCCUAACAUAAUCAUUGGGUCGAUGUCAGCUUCUCCAUCCAUACAUGUAAACAGAGAGAACCAAUGCUUUUUCAUGUUUUUUUCUUUUCUCUUACAGCUGACUUAGCCCCAGAAUCAAGAGUAAAAACCUCCACAUAAAUACAAUUAACUUUCACUUUGAAAUGCGUCCUAUUUGAAUAUUAAAUAGGACCACAUUAUACAUCGAGCAAGUUGCGGAAGCCACAAAAAUGGCGGAGAAGUGAUUACCGCAUCUCUCUUUUAUUUUGUUAAUAGUAAAUUCGGGAAGAGAAAACAACGAGCACCAGUUGAACUUCAAGUGCUCUAUGGUGAAAACCCUGGCAUUCAUUUCAGCCUCUUUCAAUGUCCAUGUGUGGAAAACAAAUUGAUUUUUUUUCCAUAACAAGUUCACACCUGCCUCCAAUAACAAAGCGAAAAUGUUAAACGAUGAAUCAUAAAUAAAUCAUACGCACGAGCUCUGAAUUUUGAAAAGAAAGGUCCCCUAUCGGUUUUCUAAAAUACUUCUCAAAAGAACAGAAAGCGUGAGGUCAGAACCGUGUUUGCAUACUCUCGUCUGUACACAUCUGUAGGCCAAGGAGAGAGCGCGUACUAUCUCUAAAGUUAAGAAAUUAUCAUAUUGCUCCCCAGAGUGUCAUUUGCGCGAAUCAUGAAUUCUGCAAAACACGACAGUUUUGUUAGCGGGCCUUAAAAAAAGUGCAAAACAUCGACGGAAUGUUUCACAAUGAGUUGUUUAAUGUCACAUUUCUCUGCUAAAUCUCGCGAAGCACCGACGAAACUAAGAAAAAAAACAAUAAUAUCUAAUUGGAAGAUUAAAUGUUAAAUUUCAUCAUUAUUCUAUGUCGAAGAAGCACAAUAACAGGUACCAAAGACUCUUAAAUGAUAACAAACCCAACUCGAAGAACUGUGCCUGUUAAACACCAUAAAACAGUAGUUGUAGCUCCUUGAAAUCUAGUAUGGACAAGACAGAUUUAUCGCAAGGCAACGGUGCUAGUCCUUUCUGUAACAACAUGAUAUAUUCUACACUGGCCAAUGAAAUAAAUUCUUGAAAAUAAUUGAGGCACGCAGCUGCAAAAAGUAAUUGCUUGCUCUGUAUCACGUCAGUGUACAAUGUUUAUUGUGAAGGAUGGCCACAAUUUUUACCCAAGUCUCCUGCAUGGAAAAAAUGUCAGGUGUCAUAAAAUUUUGUAGCAUUUCAUUCGUCUGUAUUAGUGGGUAGGGGAAAUGAAAACAGAACAGCUUUAGGGGUCCGUUCAGUUACCGGAACCUUCGAGAAACGGGCUCCAGCGGGACCUUUUUUCGAUCUAACGUGCUCUAAUCGAAACCUCAUAGAAAAAGCUUGAAAUAAGAAAAUACUCACCCUCAACCACCAUGGCUCUUCGCAUUUUGUGUGCCGCGCGGGGAGGCUACGGGAACUGUGAGCGAGAGGUAAAAAUCCCAAGCAAAUACUAAGGUGUUCUUGCAAGAUGCAAUUACAAUUGCAAAUACAUUUUAAGUAAUUUUUACAACAGCGUUGUAAUGACACUACAAACAAGGAAAACGCGCUUUUAAUUACAUGGGUUUAGAUCUGUCUUUUGUUUUGAACGACAAUUGCAGUCAAAAGUUCGUUUCCUAUGUCCUUUGAUCAUAUUAAUACUGUAGUCUUAAAAGCGAGAGUUGGAUUAAAGUCCUUGACUUCGCUCUCCAAUUCUUUGGGUCCGUUCGGAAAGCAGCAUCAGGCGGUGAAAGAUUCACCCACUUCUAUCAAAAAUGAACCAAUACUUUCAAAAUUAACUGUUGGCUAAGGAAAAGAAAUUGUUGCAAGGAGGAGGAUUUGAGCUGCGUCAGAUAAAAUUUACCUGAUUCCCCCCAUAAGGCUCUCUUAAUAUUCUCAUCAUCCUCCCCCUUACUCAUCUUUUGGCGACAACUGAUUCUCUCCUCUCUCUCCCCCCCCUCCCCCGUUCCCCCUCGAGCCAUGUGUUCUCUCAAAAGUCCUCCACCCCACCCCCAAGGCGUUAAAAACUGACUAGUCCCUUAAAAAAUAAACGAUACACAUACUUCCGACAGGUAGUGCAAAUAUGAAAAUUUUCGUAUUUUUUUUGUUUUGUUUUGUUUGUUUGUUUGUUUGUUUUUUUCUACUUAACUAUCAGCUUUCCGACUAAAUCUGUUUAUGUUGACAAAACACCUAAACGAUGAUAGCUUUUAUAAAUUUGCUAAGCACCCCAAGGCUACACCAGCAGAGUAUUUUAAGUAUUAAUUUGAGUAAUUGUCUUAUCGUUGAGAAAUUAGUUUUCAAACCUAGAAAACUCGAGAUUUUAUUGCGUUGACAAAAACGAAGAACGAGCUAGCAUGGGUAUGAAGGGCAGAGAAACACACGGAUCAAAAAUACAAAACUAUUGCCGAAGCCCUUCCAGACAUAAGCGAAAAUAAUUAAGAAAAUCCGCAUAAUAAAUCAUUUCAAAUAAAUAUGACACCUGCUCAUUGAACAUUAAUAAAACGCCAAGAAUAUAGUUAAAAAGCGGAAGAGUUGCAAACAGGUCUGAUUGACGCUGCAAUAUUUGUCAACUGAAACGUCAUGAAACCUUUUUAUCCAAUGGCAACUGCUGCUUGGGAAACACUGCGACAGGACGCCUAUACCGAAUAGUUAUCGUCAGUAAAAGGUUCAUUUACUGAAAAAACAAGGAGAGACAAAGCCAGACGUCUGAACGUAAACACCAAUGGCCAACAUUACAGGCCCCUUAUCACAAUUACCAAUUGGGUUCCGAGCAUCUCUCCUAGCUUUCAACAUUAUCCUCUCCUUUACCGCAUCUCUGGGUAAUGUUCUGAUCCUACUGACACUCUAUAAAGUUUCCACUCUGCAUUCUGUGACAAAGCUCCUGUUUGCAUGUCUGGCAACUACCGACCUUUGUGUGGGUCUUUUUUCGCAGCCUCUGUUCGUAGCUGAUAUAAUACUCAACAUUGAUAUUGCCAACACCAACUUGAAUAUCUUGCAGCACGUGGGUGAGUUUGUUUAUAUCUCCAGUUAUGUGUUGUGUGGAGUGUCUGUGUUGACAACGACAGCCAUCAGUGUGGACAGACUUCUUGUCCUGUUGUUGAGGCUAAAAUACAGACAGGUUGUGACUCUGAAGCGAGCUCAAGUUGUUGUACUUUUAUGCUGGGUAAUUGCUGUUUCAUGUGGAUUGGUUCGCGUCUGGAGUCAAACGAUUUCACAGAUUUUCGUUCUAGUGAUCGGAUUGGUUUCUUUAGUUACUUCCGUGUUUUGCUACGUAAAGAUCCACCUGAGACUACAGGGGAAUCAGGCUACAGUAGAAGACAGCUCUGGAGGUGGACAGUCAAACGAAGAUGAAGAAGUGGGUGGAGGAGAGAAAGGGGCAGGAAGAGCCACAGAGGAAGGAGUAGGAGAAACGACAAGGGCAGGUAGAGACACAGAAGAAGAAGCAGGCGCAGGAGUAGAAGGCACGGGAAGAGCGACAGAUGAAGGAAGUGUAAGAGCAGGG
Molecule: messenger RNA, 15995 nt
Organism: Pocillopora meandrina
Lineage: Eukaryota; Metazoa; Cnidaria; Anthozoa; Scleractinia; Pocilloporidae
Source: the annotation of a GenBank genome assembly